Molecule: messenger RNA, 2221 nt
Organism: Micropterus salmoides (largemouth bass)
Lineage: Eukaryota; Metazoa; Chordata; Actinopteri; Centrarchiformes; Centrarchidae
Gene: ftcdnl1
Product: formiminotransferase cyclodeaminase N-terminal like 1
Exons: 6
Coding region: 193-1185 (330 amino acids)
Molecular function (GO): transferase activity; folic acid binding
Source: RefSeq, a predicted model, not a curated record
UGUAUACUUUGGUAUCUGAGCAGAAGCUGCUGCACUAAGCGGUUUUCUGUCGGUGUUUACGUACAGAAAUCAGUGAUUUGCCCAUUUUCCCCCGUGAUACAACACCGGAGAAUGUACUACACGUGUCAGUGCUGAAAGAACAUUCAGUUUAACGCAAGUAUCUCACAUUUAAUGGACUGAUAUUUUAGAAACAUGACCUCUAGUUCCCUGGGCAGAAGACUCGUUGCUUGUCUUCUCAAUGUUUCCGAGGCUCGAAGGAAAGACCUGGUAGAGACUGUGGCCAGGGCAGCGUUAUACAACACUGAAGGUGUAAGACGAGAAGGGACCACAGUGCUGAACAUCUUUAAUGACCAUGACUACAACCGUUCUGUAAUCACCAUUGUGGCCAGUAUUGACUCUAUCGGGGAGGCGGUUCUGUCUGCAUGUGAGAAAGCCUGUGGGCUGAUCGACAUGCGCGUUCACACAGGGGUCCACCCAUGUAUGGGUGCGGUCGACCUUGUACCCAUCUACCCUCUGGGGGAGGAGGUGGGAGUGGAGGACUGUGCUAAAGAGGCUCGGGCUGUGGCUCAGGGACUUACAGAGCGGGUCCAGGGCACCAGUGCCUUCCUGUUUGGCUGGGCGGACUCCCCCCUUCAGCGGGGGCUGGCACAGAGGAGGAAGGAGAUGGGCUGGUUCAAGAAGACGCCAGACUGGCAGGCUAUCAGGCCCGACGUGGGGCCGCAGCCUCAGGAACGAUUCGGCAUCACAGGUGUUGGGGCCAGCCCAUACGUCAUGAACUGCAAUGUCACAAUCGACACCCAGGACAUCGCCAUGGGCCGCGGCAUCGCCACAGCCAUCAGGGAGUCGACCCCGGGGGGCCUGCCUGGGGUACAGGUGCUGGCUUUGCCACAUGAGGGCGCUGUGGAAAUCGCCUGUAAUGUAGAAAGUGUGAAGGGGAGCCCACCUAGUCAUGUGACUGCAGGUCAACUAUGGCCGUCUUUCAGCAUCGGUGGCCAGUUGUACUGUCAUGCUCCGGCUUCUCUCAUCACGACGUGGGUCGCAGAGCUGGCAGCGCGGCAGGGGGUUGGCGCGAAGGGUGCUGCGCUGGUGGGGUUCACCCCACUUGAGUGCAGGGGCCUGGCAGAGUUGGCACUGUCUCAAGGGAUUGCUGAGUUCUGGAAAGAGCAGAACAAGAUCCGUAUGUGAAAACAAAUCCUGACCAAAACCUUUGAAACCUCACGCAAAAGUACAUGAUCUUCGAAAGUAACACUUCUCAUAGUGCAGUAAAAUGUUCCCUGCCAGUGUUUUACUAUUACAUCUGAUGUUUCUGGAUUAAUAUGCUGCAUUAAUGUGUAUGUUGCAUUUUACUGCUGUAGAUGUUUAAAGUUGUGCUCAUUUUAACCAGUCUACUUUACGUACUGUUUUGUAGUUUAAUCUAUGGCAGUGAAUCAUAUUCUAUAAGAUCCUAUGUUUGUAGCGUCACUGUGCUGUGAGAGCCACUUAUCUCUAAAAAGUCAUAUUUUCGUCAGCUUUGUGACGAAAGGGGGGCUUUAAAUAGUUAAUUUAGCUUAAGAAGGAGGAUGAUUUUCUCAGCCCACUAAGGAACACUUCAUCCCUCAGUUUAUCACAAACAUUCAAAUUCACUGGACAGGAAGGGUAUGCAAAAUUGUUUUACAUACAUAUAGAUAUAGAUAUAUGGCUGUAAGACAAAUGUAGUGGAGUAGAAGUAUAAAGCUGCAUAAAAUGGAAAGUAAGUAAGUAAGUACUUUGAAUUUUUAAUUUGUAUUUGUAUUCCACCACAGUUGCACCAAUUCUGUGUGGAGGAAUGGGCCAAAAUUAGAAGUAAAAAAAAAAAAAAGUAUUGUGAGAAGCUUGUAGAAGGCUCCCCUAGGCGUCUGAAGUGAAAAUGCAGAGUCACCAAAAUACUAACAGUGUGUAUUUAAACUUGUUUCAAUAUGUUCUAGUAAAUAAAAGCUGAAAUAAAUUUCUUUAUUAUGAAAUGUAAUAAAGUAGCUCCCCAACUGACUUAACACAAUAAAAGUAUGGUAACAUGAAAUGUGAGUUGUGAGGAAUUGAGUUUGAAUGUAUUUAGCCUAGGUGUAUUUGAUAUAUGGCCACACAUGUAUAUUGUUCUGUACAUGUUUCCUGACACUGAUCUUUAAUAUCACCAGCAUUGAAAUAACUGCAUUUAAAGAAACUUUUAAUAGAAAUAUUACAUUAAAUAAAUAAUUUAUCAAUGAAA